Molecule: messenger RNA, 684 nt
Organism: Naegleria gruberi
Lineage: Eukaryota; Heterolobosea; Eutetramitea; Acrasida; Naegleriidae
Exons: 1
Coding region: 1-684 (227 amino acids)
Source: RefSeq, a predicted model, not a curated record
AUGAACACUCAAUACAAGUAUACUUCCACCACUGUCAUUCAAGAAGGUACCAUUGACGAUGUGGCUAUGAUGGACGUUGACUCUUCAUCAAACACUACACCUGUUAAUGCCCAACUUGUACAACAACGUAAAGAAGAAACUUACUUUAAAGAUAUUAUUAUUGAACACGGCCUACCUAAAAUCCAAGCACUCUCCCAUGGUUAUGGUGAUCUUUGUGAUGAAGAACAACAAUUUGUAGUUAGAUCCUUCCAAUUAUUUUCCAAGUGUGCUCGUGUGAAGGUUAAUAGAUUACUCAAACUAGGUGGCAUUCAUAAGAGAAACUACAUUAGCUGUGGUUGUUUAGAAACUGAGGUUUUCCAAGUAAUAUUUGAAGCCAUGGAAGGUGCUAAAUUUUUCCAUUCAGACAGAACCAUCAAUAGACAUGGAAUUAAAUACAAGGUACCAUGUUUUGGGUAUAGAUUUCAAUCUAUUCUUCCAAUGUUAGACAUUUUUGAAAACUGGGGACGUCAAGUAAUUAGUUCAACCACACAAAUGGAAGAUGAUACAUACAUUAGAACACUAUAUUUAUUGGAAGUCAACAGUAUUUCUUUUAUUAUGGAUACGGAAUCAAAUGAAAUAACAAUGCAUUUCAGCUACGACACAAAGAUUAAAUACGAAGAUGAGGAUGAAUUUACAUUUUUCUAG